Molecule: messenger RNA, 2457 nt
Organism: Linum trigynum
Lineage: Eukaryota; Viridiplantae; Streptophyta; Magnoliopsida; Malpighiales; Linaceae
Source: the annotation of a GenBank genome assembly
GCCCCCUUUAAAAAAAUGUUGUAUUUUUUUACCUAAUAACAACAUAGACGAAUUGUAAAAGCUGCAUACUUCAAUAAAACUCAGCUCAUUGUAUCUUGUAUAAUUUUCAUUUAUGAACACGAUUGAUGCAUCAAUCAAAAUAGUUGUUCUCAAAAAACGAUCAGGCCAAAAUCAAGUUUUAGUUAGGGAUUCAAUGAGGCAAAAAUUCAUUAUGAUGAAACAAAUAAAUGUCAUUGCAAACGUUUAAAAAUUGAAAGAACGUUGACAUAGUCAAUUUAGAGACUACCACCACCAUUUUCUUUCUUCUUCACACCUUUAUAAAACCUCACAUGUGUUCCCUUCUACUUAUAACCCUCUGCUACGUUUUACUUACUGACCAAAUCAUAAUCAUAUAGCUAGUAGCAUCUCACUCAUGAAAGAGCAUACUGCAGGGAAGGUUUAAUAUAUAAUUUAUAUAUUUCAUUUUUCAAAGUCGAUUGAUUGUCAAACGCUUGAUUUGUCUCUUUGUGUCGUUAUAUUUUAUUUAACAGACAAAUGUAUUAUUAUUUAUGUGUGUACUUCUUUAAAAUUUUCAUUAAAAUGUAACUUAUUAUUAAGUUUUGGUUAAAAUGAGUAGAUAAUUUACUUGAUAAAAUUUAAUCAUAUAUUUUUGUUUAAAAAAACUCGAUAUUUGUCAUUCUUUGUUCCAUCUUUAUAUUUUGUUUAAUUGACAAAAAUAUUAUUAUUUUUUACAUGUUUUUAUUUACAUUCUCAAUGUAACUUAUUAUUAAUGUUGAGUAAAAGUGAGCAUAAAUACUAAAAGAAGAGAGAGAUAGCUUCAUAAAUAGAUCAAUAAUAAAAAAAUUUGUUAGGAAAAAAAUGUCCACCUAGGCCACUUGUUAUUUCUCCAAGUGCUUAUGUGACAAGAAGUUACUUUUGAAUUGUCAUAAUAUAUAGUAUAGAUGUUUUAGCUCGUCUUGCGAAUUACCCGAAACACCCCUGCCCGGCUGCCCCAAAAUAUAAAAUUCGCCUAUACAGCACUUGUCUCUUUCCUCUCUUCAUUACCAUCACCACCACUGCUCCCACCCUACUCUCUUCACUCUCUCUCUUCCUCCUCCGCCACAAUGCGGCCGUCGGCGGCGUCCCUCCUCCUCCUAGCUCCGCUCCUCCUCUUCUUCCCCUCCACUGCCACCGCCCACAACAUCACCAAGCUCCUCGCCAGCCACCCGGAGUUCUCCACCUUCAACCACUACCUCACCCUCACCCAGCUCGCCGACGAGAUCAACCGCCGCAUCACCAUCACCGUCUGCGCCGUCGACAACGCCGCCAUGGACUCCCUCCUCGCCUCCCGCCCCUCCAUCUCCACCGUCAAGAACAUCCUCUCCCUCCACGUCCUCCUCGACUACUUCGGCCCCAAGAAGCUCCACCAGAUCUCCAACGGCACCGCCCUCGCCGCCACCCUCUUCCAGGCCACCGGAUCCGCCCCCGGCUCCUCCGGAUUCGUCAACAUCACCGACAUCCGCGGCGGCAAGGUCGCUCUGGGACCCGAGGACAACGGCGGCUCCCUCGACGCCUUCUUCGUCAAGGGGGUCGAGGAGUUGCCCUACAACAUCUCCGUCAUCCAGAUCAGCAAGAUCCUCCCCUCCGCCGUCGCCGCUGCUCCCACUCCUUCCCCCGCCGCCAUGAAUUUGACCGGCAUUAUGUCGGCGAGCGGUUGUAAGGUCUUCGCCGACACUCUCCUUGCCUAUCCUGAUGCUUCCAAAACCUUCCAGGAGAGCAUCGAUGGAGGAUUGACAGUGUUCUGCCCCAUGGACGACCCGUUCAAGGCCUUCCUGCCGAGAUUCAAGAACCUGACCGCGGCGGGGAAGGUCUCGCUGCUCGAAUUCUUCGGGGUCCCGGUGUACAUGUCGAUGCCGAUGCUGAAAUCCAACAACGGCGUGAUGAACACCCUGGCGACCGACGGGGCCAGCAAGUUCGACUUCACGGUGCAGAACGACGGGGAGCAGCUCACCCUGAAGACGAAGAGCACCACCGCCAAGGUCACGGGGUCGAUCUUCGACGAGCAGCCACUCGCGGUGUACACCAUCGACAAGGUCCUGCUGCCCAACGAGCUGUUCAAGGACGCUCCUUCCCCGACCCCGGCACCAGCGCCUGCCCCGGCGGCAGACGCGCCCAAGUCGAGCAAGAAGAAGAAGAAGAGCAAGUCGCCGCCUUCGUCGGAUGGUGAUGCUGACUCGCCAGCCCCGGCUGAUGGGCCGGAGGCCGAUUCGGAGGAUCAGCAGGCUGCAGAUGACAAUGCUGCUCUCAGCAGGCUUGCAGGUGGUAAGCAGGUGGUGCUGAGCUUGUGUCUAGGGCUGGUAAUGGUGUUGCUGUAGCUGCUACCGAUCGCAAUGUACUACUAUCUAUUGGUGUAAUCAUGGAAAGGAAUUGAUUUUUUUUGGGUUAUUUGUUGAGGGCAGGGGAAUAAGUUAAGGUAGA